Populus trichocarpa (black cottonwood) is the source of this 1385-nucleotide messenger RNA. Its product is annotated as OVARIAN TUMOR DOMAIN-containing deubiquitinating enzyme 1. The transcript has 9 exons. Gene Ontology annotation, molecular function: ubiquitin binding; cysteine-type deubiquitinase activity. The record is from RefSeq and is a predicted model, not a curated record. Lineage: Eukaryota; Viridiplantae; Streptophyta; Magnoliopsida; Malpighiales; Salicaceae. Gene Ontology annotation, cellular component: nucleus. Bases 222 to 1079 code for a protein of 285 amino acids. Gene Ontology annotation, biological process: protein K48-linked deubiquitination.
AUCAGGAGAGAAAUCGGUUUCUUUAGGAAAACAAAACAAAAAUAAAAAUGGGAAUUUAAUCACUUGGGAAUUCGAUUUUUUUAGCAGAAAGAAUUAAUUUAGUCAGGGUUUCAAGGUCUCGCCCCCUAUUGAACAGAAUCUUGAUUUUCAGGUAUACUGAUCUCAACACUGUCAACCGCACUUUCAUCUUCCAAAAGUCAAGAAAGAAAGAGAAGGAGAAGAUGCAGAAUGAAGAACAGCUGACAUGUAAAAUCGAAGAUUUGGCAAAUUGUUGUGGAGGAGUAGAUGAUGAUAUCAUGCAAAAGCAAUCAAGUAUCCCAUUACUUGGCGACAAGGAGCCUUUGUCUACAUUAGCAGCCGAGUACCAAUCUGCUAGUCCUAUCUUGCUUGAGAAAAUAAAGGUUCUUGGUGACAAGUAUGUUGCAAUUAGGCGAACACGUGGAGAUGGGAAUUGCUUCUUUCGAAGCUUUAUGUUUUCGUACCUAGAGCAUAUUUUGGAGACACAAGAUAGGGCGGAAGUUGAUCGUAUCAAACUCAAUGUUGAAGAAUGUAGGAAAACACUGCAGAGUUUGGGUUAUGUGGACUUCACGUUUGAGGAUUUUUUUGCGUUAUUUCUUGAGCAGCUGGAUGAUGUUCUUCAAGGAAAUGAAAAUUCAAUAAGUCACGAAGAGCUUCUAAAUAGGAGUCGUGAUCAGUCUGUAUCAGACUAUGUUGUCAUGUUUUUCAGAUUUGUGACCACUGGAGAAAUAAGAAAACGUUCUCAGUUUUUUGAACCCUUUAUAUUUGGAUUGACGAACACAACAGUAGAGCAGUUUUGCAAGUCAUCAGUGGAACCUAUGGGCGAAGAAAGUGACCACAUGCACAUUACUGCACUGUCAGAUGCAUUGGGUGUGCCAAUUCGUGUUGUAUACCUCGACCGCAGCUCUUGUGAUGCAGGUGUUGUCAAUGUAAAUCAUCAUGAUUUCGUUCCUGCUCCAGGCAAUCUCCCAAGUGCCACUAGUGCUAGUUCUGAGAGCAUCAAUCCCUUCAUUACCUUGCUUUAUCGUCCGGGUCACUAUGACAUUCUCUACCCGAAGUGAUGCUUUCUGCAAUUCUGAAUGCAGACCAUUAAAGAAGUCCGGGUGAUGGAGGCUGUCAAGGUCAAUUUGAAUUAUGACGAAACACAAAGUUGCAAAGCAAAGGCCUUAGCCUCAUCUGUAUUUGUGCUGUACAUUGUGAUAAAUGUUCUAAUGCUUCUGAAUUGUGAGUGGGGGCCUAAAUGCAGGUUGCCUGAAAGUUUCAGACAGUCAUCUGUUCCAAUUUAGGAUGGAGCAUGUCCUCACCUGGUGUUUAAUCAUCUUUGUGAAAUUGCAUUUGCUGAAAGAGGAAGAAAACUGUUUAAUGCA